This is a messenger RNA of Monopterus albus (swamp eel), 1474 nucleotides long. RefSeq names its product BCL2 like 10 (gene bcl2l10). The coding region runs from base 76 to 696 and encodes 206 amino acids. The transcript has 3 exons. Gene Ontology annotation, biological process: intrinsic apoptotic signaling pathway in response to DNA damage; regulation of apoptotic process; extrinsic apoptotic signaling pathway in absence of ligand. Gene Ontology annotation, cellular component: mitochondrial outer membrane. Gene Ontology annotation, molecular function: BH domain binding. Lineage: Eukaryota; Metazoa; Chordata; Actinopteri; Synbranchiformes; Synbranchidae. The record is from RefSeq and is a predicted model, not a curated record.
UGGAGGCGGAGUCACAUGAUAAAUGUGUAGCCAGCUGAACGGAAUCGUUUCCGAGGUUCUUCUUCCGCUGUCCGUAUGUGCAGAGAGCACCUUGAUAUCGCUGGGAGGAAAAUGUCGUGUGGGCUGUGGAAAGACACCCUGGCUCUGGCAGAGGACUACCUGUCUCUGUGCUGCACAAGCUCACGGCCAGCCCCUCCACCUCCCAGCGAGUCAGCCGCUGCCAUGAGAUGUCUGGCCCAGGACAUGGAGACGCAGCACCAGGCUCGCUUCCACUCCCUCGCGCAGACCUUCCUGAAGCAGUGUGGGCCGGACCCCUGCUCCAGUCUCAGGAAGGUGAUGGAAGAGCUGGUGGGAGAUGGACACUUGAACUGGGGGAGGGUUGUUUCCCUAUUCGCCUUCACCGGGGUGCUGGCUAGACAGCUGACGGAGCAGAAUGGCAUGAAGCCCGGGCUGGACCCUGGGCAGGGGCAGGAACUGGGACAGGGGCCCGGAAACUGCAGGGAACUAGCAGAGACCAUAGCUGAUUACCUGGGAGAGGAGAAGAAAGACUGGCUGCUGGAAAACGAUGGAUGGGAGGGGUUCUGUAAGUUCUCCCGCAGCGCCAGAGAGGUGAGCCAUGACUCGUCCGUGAAGACGGCGCUGUUCGCUGCUGCUGGCGUGGGCCUCGCUGGACUCACCUUCCUCCUGGUGCGCUAGCCCAGCCUUCUGUAUCUUUAACUUGUUCUCAUUUAAUUUGGCAUAGCUAUGUAAACAUUUGAAUUUUGACAUUAAUGCUGAAAACCGGGCUCAGUCUGUAGUGAAUUCAUGGGUCUGACUUCAAGUUGUCAGCUGAGUAUUUGCACAUAGUUGGACCCUUCCACCACAUACACACACACACACACACACACAGACCUUUUGUCAUUGACUCCUUAAGAUUGUAAAAUUGAUCCCAAUGCCUUUGAGUUUUGGACUAGGUGGCAUCAGUUUGCAUAUCUUGGAUUAAUAAUUACUAAAGCACAAUCACCUUGCUUUUGAGCAUUUUGCAUCGUCAGCCUUGUAGCUAGAAAACCCCCAAUUUUAAUUUUACCCCAGAUUUUGGUUAUGAUUUUAAAAUUGUCAGCUGCCUUUCUAUUCACGUGUUUACCUGAGUUGUGUAUGUGGUAUAGAGCCUUUCUAGUGUACAAUGUAUAAAUUAAUAUAUUAUAUUUAUAUGAAAUGAAACGGCAGUAGCCCUUUUCCCAGCAAUCCAUGGCUAUUCAAAUUGUUUCAUUAAGUCUGUCCUACAUUGAUGUGAAAUGUCUGACUUAUGUGCUCAGCGGUGCCGUCAUAUGCAGUGCUGAUAACCACACAAAGGUGCUAUAAAAUGUUUUAAGAAAAUAUCUCAUCAACCUAGUAAACUGGUGACCAAACGACUUAAACAUAUUCGUAUGAAUUCCCUCCAAAGAUGUCUUAAACAUUAUAUUUUUACAUUGUUUUUCCCUAUUUAUUUGUCACU